UCGCCGGUCUUCACCAAACCCAACAUCAGGCGCUGAUGGACCUCAAGUUGGAGCAGGAGGAUCGCUUCCGGCUGUUGGUCCAAGCCCAGGAUGAAGACCGGCGAGUCCUCCGGAGCUUUCUGGGCCGGGAGGGCACCCCAGCAGCAGUCCCCUCCUUAGCGCACGUCCCGCUGAUGAAGAUGGGUCCACAAGACGAUCCAGAGGCGUUUGUGGAUCUCUUUGAGAGAACAGCGGAGGCGUGUGGCUGGGAGCGCACACAAUGGCCGGUGCGCCUCAUUCCGCUGCUGACUGGGGAGGCACAGGUGGCGGCCCAACAGCUGCCUGUAGCGAACCUCCUGGCCUAUGACGACCUGAAGCGGGCCGUCCUUCAGCGAGUCGGCCGUACCCCCGAACAACAUCGGCAACGCUUCCGGUCAAGGGAGCUGGGGGACAGCGGCCGGCCUUUCGUGAUGGCCCAACAGCUCCGGGAUGCUUGCCGCAGGUGGUUGCUGGCGGAGGAUCGCGAUGUCGAAGCAGUGGUCGACCUGGUGGUACUGGAACAGUUCAUCGCUCGGCUGCCUCGGGGGACGGCCGAGUGGGUCCGGUGCCACCGCCCGUCAUCGCUGACGCAGGCUAUCCAGCUGGCUGAAGACCAUCUGGUGGCGUGCCCGGGGGGUGGCGAGCCCCUUUUUAACCUCUCUCUCUCUUCUCCUUCCCAUCCCUCUCCCUCUCGCCCUAUUCCUGUUCCCAGGUCGCGGAGUAACGUGCCCCCUCGUGUCCCACAACGGAGUGGGGCCUUCCAGGGGAACAGACCAGGGACACGGGAGGGCGCAGGGGCUACUGGUCCCUCCGCCCCUUUCUCCUCUCUCCACCAAUCUUUUGGCCAUCCUUCUGCCGCUGGGGCGGCGGGAAGGCCUGGGCCGGCCUGCUGGAGAUGCGGGGACCCGGGGCAUUUUCUGGACCGGUGUCCAAUGAUGGAAGUGGGAGCAUUGAUCCGGGUUCCCGACUCCCCAGCGGCCGCCCCCGAUCAGGCUGGACUGUACCAAAUACCUUGAUUGGGGGAGAGAGGAUUUAUAAGCGCCGAGCAGACCGGCGAGAGGAGGCUGGAUCUUGGAUAGAGCAGAGCUGAGCAGUCUGUGUGCGGUUAUAUGUUUAAAGGCAGAGAGCCGAGCCGCAGUUUACUUUUGUUUAUCGUGUUUUAUUUUGAAUUAAUAAAGAGCAUUUUUCGCCA
Molecule: messenger RNA, 1210 nt
Organism: Carassius gibelio (silver crucian carp)
Lineage: Eukaryota; Metazoa; Chordata; Actinopteri; Cypriniformes; Cyprinidae
Product: zinc finger protein 213-like
Exons: 2
Coding region: 36-1034 (332 amino acids)
Molecular function (GO): zinc ion binding; nucleic acid binding
Source: RefSeq, a predicted model, not a curated record